AUGAGUAUCACCAAUAUUUUAAAAUUACCAAUAGAAAUAAUACAAAGAAUCAUUGAUUUAAUUGAUGAUAGAGAUACGUUAUUAGGAUUAGCAAAUCUCCUUGGUUCUAGAGAUAAAAUUUAUAAAAGAUUAUUUCCAAAAUUAACUAUUUUCCAUAAGCAACCAGCUACUGUUCAUGGUAAUUUCAUAUCAUUUUACCCGAUAUCAAAAUUUUUAAAUUUUUUGGAUGACUAUAAUAAUUAUGUUCCAAAUGAAAUUUUAACAAACGUGGAUACGUUAUAUGAAAUGUUUGACAUUAAACAUAUAAAUUUUGAAAAUACAAAAAUCAAUUUAAUUAUUCAUCCUCAUCAUACAAUUGAAGAUUUACGAUUUUCAUUUAUAAAUUUUAAAAUAAUUUCAAUAAUAUUAAAGCCUUUUUUUGAUUAUCAAUUAACUGGGAAAUUGUAUGAUACGAGUAAAGUGUAUUUUGCUCAAUUGGAUGAUGAAGAAUUUCAAAGUCUCACUUUUCCAAACACUUUGGAGAAGUUCGAAAUAUUUUACAAAAAUAAGUUUUUAAAAAAUUUACCACAUUCAUUACGUGAAUUAAAUUUGAGAAAUAUCGAUUAUUUAAAUUCAACUAAAUUUCCAUUAUCAUUAGAAUCGUUGUGUUUAAUUAAUUGUAAGAUAAGUGGGGUAAUAUUGGAUUUGAGUUAUCUUUCUCAAUUAAAGAAGUUUAAAUCAGAUGGCAGAGUACGAAUUAAUAAUGAUUUUUCGUCAGGAGAAUUGAAACUACCAUCUUCGAUAGAAUCAAUUUGUUUGAGUUCUUCAUAUAUAUGGUGUUUGAAUGAUUUGAGUGAUUAUGAAAAUUUGAAAAUUCUUAAACUCAUGCGUUGCAAAAAUUCAAUUUUGUUGUUUAAUAUGACGUUGCCUCCUCAUCUAGAAAAUUUACAGAUUGAAUUUAUUUGUGAGGAAUCAGUUAAUCUUGAUAAUCUGGAUUAUGGUGAGACAACGAAUUUAAAUAAUGUUACUUUAAUUAACCAACCGGAAGCAGGCUCAUUAUAUGAGAUUAAUGGUGAAAAUGUUUUUCCUUCAACUUUGAAAGUAUUGAAAUUGACUGAUAUGGAUAGUAUUUUUCUUGACUUCCAGUUGAACUUACCUAAUUUGGAAGAACUUGAAUUUGCCUUUUCUCCAUUUACUAAUCCACAUAGUUUGAUAAAUGAAAACUUAGUUAAUUUGAAAAAAUUGACUGUCACUUCUUUUGGUUCAACUAUGGAAUCUGUCAAAUUUCCUAGAAAUUUAGAAUACUUGAAUCUUCGAAAUAAUUGCAUAACUUCAUUAAUAGAAUUCAAUUUAAAUAAUUUGAAUAAACUCAAACAUUUGAUUGUUAGGGAAAAUCAAAUAACUAGCAUUACUGAACAGAUAGCUCCAAAUUUGAAAAUACUUGAUAUUUCAGAUAAUCCAAUACAAAAAUUAUGCCAUCAAGAAAACUUAAAACAAUUAGUUGUAACUACUUCGAAAAUGGAUGAUAUUUGUAUCAAUAAUUUAGAAACUUUUGAAUUAGAAUUUGAAGAUGAUGACCAUGAUUCAAUUGAAUCUGACUCAGAAGUAGAAUGUGAAGAGUAUGUAUCAUCCAUAUAUAAUUAUAAUUUUCAAUCAUGUUUCUACCUAAAAGAAUUAAUAUUACGUCUCAAUAUUGGUAGUAUAUCAAAUUUGACAUUUCCUGACACACUUGAAAUUCUUGAUGUUACUUGUAUGUUUGAUAAUGAUGACUUUCAAAAUCUUUAUAAUAUAUCAAAUUGUCACAAUUUAAAAACUUUUAAAUUAAAAAGUUGUACUAUAAAAAGUUUUAGUUUUAAUGAUUUACCAAAAAAAUUAGAAAAUUUUGCAAUUAUUGAUUCUAGAUUAAAAACAAUUCAUGGUUCUUUGAAAAAUUCAAAAAAUUUAAAAAUACUUAAUUUAAAAUCAAAUAAAAUUGAUAAUGAUGGGCUUGAAUAUUGUUAUUUCUCAUCGCCAAAACUAGAACUUAUUGAUUUAGAUGGGAAUUAUAUUGAUAAUAUUGGUUGCAUUAGAAUUAGAAGUUGUCCAAGAUUAAUUGAAUUAAAUUUAGUAAUGAAUUCAGAGGUUGAUUUGUAUAUUACUGAUGAAGAUGUAGCAAAAUUGAAAUCAAAUUGUCCAAGAUUAAGUAUAAUUAGAACUUUAGUUGAAGAAUGA
Messenger RNA from Lodderomyces jiufengensis, 2190 nucleotides. RefSeq lists its product as uncharacterized. Bases 1 to 2190 code for a protein of 729 amino acids. NCBI's taxonomy places the organism in Eukaryota, Fungi, Ascomycota, Pichiomycetes, Serinales, Debaryomycetaceae. Gene Ontology annotation, molecular function: protein binding. Gene Ontology annotation, biological process: SCF-dependent proteasomal ubiquitin-dependent protein catabolic process. The transcript has a single exon. The record is from RefSeq and is a predicted model, not a curated record. Gene Ontology annotation, cellular component: SCF ubiquitin ligase complex.